AUGUAUCUUUUCAUUGCACUUACUAUUUUAUGCAGGGUUGCUGCAGAUGCAGAAUGGUGCUAUCAGUCACAGGUAACUUGCGACAACUCUUGCAAAGGACCAGAAGAGUGGAAAACUGUUUUCUCAGAGUGUGGAAAUAGAAAACAAUCACCCAUUAACAUAGUCACAACUCAAGUUCUUGCAGACCAUCGACUGACCCCAGUACAGUUUACAGGCUACCAAAAGACAUUGAGAAGUGUAAUUAAGAACAAUGGACACUCAGUGCAACUAAACCUGCCGGACAGUGCUGUUAUUAAUGGGGCCGACUUAGGAGCUUCUUACAAAGCCCAACAAUGUCACCUGCAUUGGGGAACGAGUGGUGGACCUGGAUCAGAACAUACUAUAGACGGAGAACAAUAUCCCAUGGAGCUUCACAUUGUCCAUAUAAAAGAAAAUUACAGUUCACUGGAGGAGGCUGUUGGUGAUCCUUUGGGAGUGGCUGUUCUUGGAUUUUUUUAUGAGGAAUCAAAAAGUGACAAUGAAAAAUAUCAACCCAUCAUAAAUUCUCUGAAUAAUAUUACACUUCCUGGGACCAAUGUAACGCUUGAAGGUUUGUCAUUAGAAAUGCUCAUCCCAUCCUUUGAUACCUUGGGGAAAUAUUUUCGUUACCAGGGGUCCCUUACCACUCCAGGCUGUUCUGAAGCUGUAGUCUGGACAAUAUUUGAGCAAACCAUACCUCUCAGCAAACAGCAGCUUUCAGCAUUUUCACAUCUGCAGUUUCACAAUCAGACUGCUAUGAUAAACACAUAUCGACCCGUUCAGCCACGGUACGGGCGUGAGGUGUAUCACUCUGGGAGUUAUGUUUUCUGUGUAAGCACUGCCUUAUUGGUCAGCUCUGUUUUCUCUUUCUUAUGGUUUGAUUUUUGAGAGUUUUGUAUUAUUAAGCAUUUGCGUUUACAAGCAUUUAGGCAAGUUAUGUAUUAUUUACUAAUGUUUGCCAAGUUAAAUAUAAAGUCAAAUGUAACUUUAUUGCAGUAUAUC
Molecule: messenger RNA, 1020 nt
Organism: Paramisgurnus dabryanus
Lineage: Eukaryota; Metazoa; Chordata; Actinopteri; Cypriniformes; Cobitidae
Gene: ca4b
Product: carbonic anhydrase IV b
Cellular component (GO): plasma membrane
Molecular function (GO): zinc ion binding; carbonate dehydratase activity
Source: RefSeq, a predicted model, not a curated record